AUGGCUUCUUCCACCUCCAUAUGUGGGAAAUGGUUAGCCGGAUAUGGAAAAUAUAAGGCCGAUUCUCAGUUUUCACCUGGAAUCUAUCCCGCCACCGGUCGGCUCUAUUUGCCGGUCGCCCGACAAAUGACCACGAUCUCGCUACAAAGUUCAUCUUAUCAGUCUCUCCGGCAGCAGCAGCUGCCCGCCAGCAGAAACGUGAUACGGCUGGCAUGCUGUCCUGAAAUCGAUUCAUGUGCUGAAGUGGACUCGUUUCCAGGCGAUGACUUCGUGUUGAGGGGAUACUCUCACGGCUGGCAGGCUCUGUUCAACCCGGACAGCCUCGACACGUUCCUCUAUAACCCUGUCUCUCGCCGCCGCAUAAAGCUUCCCCCGAUUGAGGACCUGCCGCGUCACCCCUCCUUUAACUAUAUUGGAAACAUGAGGACAAGCGUGGACAAGUGUAUCCUCUCAUGCUCACCCGACGAGGACGAGGAGAACUGCCGGGCCGUGAUUAUCUUCAACGAGAUUGGGGCACUGGCCUGUUGCUGCCCGGGACGCAGCGUGAAUUGGAUCCCACUCGGUGACAAGGAUAUGUUCCUGUGGUGGGAUGAGGUGCCCGGCCGCCGGUGGAGGUGGUCGGGCUGCUACGAGGACUGCGUGUACUCGCCGGAGCACAAACUGGUGUUUGCCCUCACUACCAGCGGGCAUCUGAACUCGUGGGACCUGUGGGACCCACUGUACCCGCUGGACCUUCUGGAACCGGUGAAGAAGGAGCUGGCUGAGCUGGACAGCAGCAGGCAUGAUCAUUCGUUCAAUAAAUUCAAGUUUUACGAUGGGCGGAUUGACCGUCAGCCAGAUGAUCUGCCGGCGGAGCAUCUGGCGGUGGUUGGCCGGGACAUAAUUGUAGUGACUCAGCACGCUGGUGGUGGUGGAUUUGACGUGCAUAGGUAUGAUCCGGAGGAAGAAGGUGGAUUUAAGUGUUCGGACCUCGGUGCUUGGGCCCUCUUCAUCGGCUUUCAGAGUAACGCCUUUGCUUUGCCUGUGGCAAACUUCCCUGGGCUCAAGUCCAAUUCAAUUUACUUCACUGAUAACAGCACUCAAGUUGUCCACAUUUUCGAUUAUGAAGAAAAGACCGUGUCGCCGAGCUAUUAUCCAUCUAAUGUUGAGCACCUUGAAAGGAUUGUGAAACAAGACAAGACCGAGCUAUUAUCCGUCUCAUGUUGA
This is a messenger RNA of Striga hermonthica, 1206 nucleotides long. NCBI's taxonomy places the organism in Eukaryota, Viridiplantae, Streptophyta, Magnoliopsida, Lamiales, Orobanchaceae. The record is from the annotation of a GenBank genome assembly.